This is a messenger RNA of Pocillopora verrucosa, 1053 nucleotides long. NCBI's taxonomy places the organism in Eukaryota, Metazoa, Cnidaria, Anthozoa, Scleractinia, Pocilloporidae. The record is from RefSeq and is a predicted model, not a curated record.
AUGAGGAAUUUCCCGAAAAGUUGUUGCGAUGGUUACAAUGCUGCCAACGUUGUUGCUGCCGUCAGACACACUGGUUGGAUACAUGUCCCUUGCUUUGCACACACCCUGAAUCUAGUGGUUUCUGAGGCAAUUAAGGCUGACACAAAGAUCCAUCAGCUUAGAAAGAGCUGCAGGGACAUUGUGAGCUUUUUCCACCACAGCGUUAAGGCCUCAAAAAAGCUGAAGGAGAUACGACUGCAGCUGGGAAUUCCUGAGAACAAAUUCAUCCAAGAAGUGGAAACCAGAUGGAACUCAACUUACUUAAUGUUUGAACUCAUCACGGAGCAACAUCAAGCCAUUACCACAGCACUUUGUCUCUCUGGUCGUAAUGCAAUGUGUCUUUCAUCUUCUGAUGCAACAACCAAAGAGAUGUCUGCAGACAAGCAUGUCUCCAUUUCUAAGGUGACACGUCUGGCGAAAUCACUACAGCGUUUGACUGGUGAGAUUACAGAAAAGGACACACCCCUGGUUUCCAACCUUAGUUACCAGAUGAGACGCCGCUUCACAAAUAUCGAAAGCGCUCGCAUGCUGGCGAUGUCGACCUUACUGGAUCCCCGAAUGAAGAAAUUGGCGUUCAAUGACUCGGCAGCCGUGAGACAGGCAGAGCAGUGGGUUGUUCAGGAGAUGUCAGGGCAUAUCCAGACUAAUGAUUCCAAUGAAGAUAGGCAGCCCAGUAAUACAACUGAAGCAGCUGGGCUGUGGGAUCUCUUCGACACAGUGGUCAAGCAAUUAACAUCACAAAGAACCUCAACCAGCAAUGUAACACUGGAAGCCAGAAAGUAUUUUGAAGAACCAGUGCUGGCAAGACUCCAAGAUCCCUUACUGUGGUGGAUGGAGAAUGAGCGAUACUAUGAACUUAUCGCAAAAAUUGCGAAGAAGUAUCUUUGCAUCCCUGGAACAUCUGUUCCCGCCGAAAGGGUGUUCUCUAAAGCAGGGGAACUAGUCUUCAUGAGGCGUAAUCGGCUGAAGCCAAAGAAUGUGAACAUGUUCUUGUUUUUAAACAAAAAUAUCUAA